Molecule: messenger RNA, 963 nt
Organism: Adineta steineri
Lineage: Eukaryota; Metazoa; Rotifera; Eurotatoria; Adinetida; Adinetidae
Source: the annotation of a GenBank genome assembly
AUGAAUACAACAGCAGCAUUAUGUGAAAAUCUAACUCACUCUCAAAUAAAAGAAGAAGAAAUUCAAACAAAAAAGAAUAAAUAUCAAGAAUUUGGAAUUACUGUUGCUGCAGGAAAUGGAGAUGGUCAUCGAUUAAAUCAACUCAAUUGGCCUAAAGGAAUCUUUGUUGAUAAUGAUAAAUCAAUUUAUAUUGCUGAUUCUGAUAAUCAUCGUAUUGUUAAAUGGAAAUUGAAUUCAAAUACUGGCGAAAUCAUUGUAGGUGGAAAUGGAAAAGGAUAUCAAAAUAAUCAAUUGAAUUAUCCAACAAAUAUCAUUUUUAAUAAAAAAAAUAAUUCUUUCGGUAUUUCUGAUCGUGGAAACAGACGAGUAAUUCGAUAUUUUGAUCAAAAUCAAACAAAUCAGAAAAUUAUUAUUUCAAAUAUUGAUUGCUAUGGUCUCGCAAUCGAUAAAAAUGGAUCUAUUUAUGUUUCUGAUUGGCAGAAUCAUCAAGUAAGACGACAGAAACAAGGAGAUACAAAAGGCGAAUUAGUUGCAGGUGGAAAUGGUAAAGGAAAUCAUCUUAAUCAACUCAAUUCUCCUACUUUUAUCUUUAUUGACCACAAUUAUUCUCUUUAUAUAUCAGAUACAGACAAUCAUCGUGUAAUGAAAUGGAAAAAAGAUGCAAAAGAAGGAAUUAUUGUUUCUGGUGGAAAUGGUAACGGAGAUAGUCUCAAACAAUUGAGUUGUCCUUGUGGAGUGAUUGUUGAUCAUUCGGGUCAUAUUUAUGUAGCAGAUUACGGGAAUAAUCGAGUAAUGCGUUGGUGUGAAGAAGAUAAAGAAGGUGAAAUUGUUGUGGAUGGAAAUGGUUAUGAAAAUCAGCCAAACCAAUUGCAUGGUCCCGUAGGUUUAUCAUUUGAUAAUGAAGAAAAUCUUUAUGUUGCUGAUAAAUGGAAUCAUCGAAUCCAAAAAUAUGAAAAAAUCUGA